AUGUAUUUUGUGCUUGACCAGCCUUGUAGAAAGGCAUUUAAGGAGCUGAGGAGGAGGCUUACCACCUCUCCCAUCAUGCAGCCAUCAGAUUGGGAGCUUUCAUUUGAACUCAUGUGUGAUGCCUCCGAUUAUGCACUUGGGGUUGUUUUGUCGCAAAGAGUUGAUAGACUAUCACAUGUCAUUGCUUACGCCUCACACACUCUGGAUGCAGCCCAUGUCAACUACACCACCACCGAAAAUGAGAGUUCGAUAUUGAGAUCAGAGAUGAGUGGUGUAGAAAACGUGGUGGCUGCUCAUUUGAGCAAGAUUGAGGGACCUGUUGAUUCCAUCCUUAUUAGGGGUAACUUCCCCGAUGAGCAUUUGAUGCAAUUGCAUUCAUCACAUGUCACACCUUGGUUUGCUGACAUUGUGAAUUUCAUUAUUGAAUCUAUUCUCCCACCGCAUGCAUCUAGGUCUGAAAUAGAUAAACUUAAGAGUGAUGCCAAAUACUAUGUGGGGGAUGAUCCUUACUUGUGGAGGUUUGGAAGUGACCAAGUGAUCCGCAGGUGGGUUGAAGCUAAAGCCACCAGAACUAAAGAUUCUAAAGUUCUUAUGGAUCAUGUGAGAUUUAACAUUUUUGGCAGGUUUGGUAUGCCUAGAGCCAUUAUUAGUGACCAGGGGAGCCACUUCUGUAACAGGUCAUUGGAAUGCUUGCUCCAAAAGUAUGGGGUUGUGCAUAGAAUUGCUACGGCUUUUCAUCCCUAA
Messenger RNA from Glycine soja, 744 nucleotides. RefSeq lists its product as uncharacterized. The coding region runs from base 1 to 744 and encodes 247 amino acids. Gene Ontology annotation, molecular function: nucleic acid binding. The transcript has 3 exons. Gene Ontology annotation, biological process: DNA integration. NCBI's taxonomy places the organism in Eukaryota, Viridiplantae, Streptophyta, Magnoliopsida, Fabales, Fabaceae. The record is from RefSeq and is a predicted model, not a curated record.